AUGAGGGCGAGUUGCAUCAUCAAGCUUCACAUGCUCAUAGUAUAUGCUUCUGGUUUUUUGUCCUUUUCAAGCCGAUAUUAUUUUAACUUCACCAUUAAUUCAGCAGUCGUUAACAACCACAUCACCACUUCAGAGUCACUUUGGAAUUUUUCGUAUGCUCCUUAUGAUGUUAUUUGUCCUGAUUAUGAGCUAGUUCGAGAAGCCAAUGAUACUAUAUGUGAUCGAGAAGAGAAAUAUAUACAAUAUCGAAAUAUCGAGACCGAAGCAAGAUUGAAAUCGUUACUUUACAAGAAUGAGAUACCCAGUUUUGAUAUUGAAUCAUUUUGGCAGAGUAAAACUACUCCAACGAUAGUUGCCAUUGCUAUAUCUGGCGGUGGAUACCGAUCAAUGCUAUGCGGUGCAGGAAUAUUAUCUGCAUUGGAUGAUCGAGAAGUAAACAAUUUGACUCAUGUCAGUGGCAUACUACAAGCGUCUUCUUAUAUCGCUGGGAUAAGUGGUGGUGCAUGGUUAGUGAUGUCCCAAUUCGUUAAUGAAUGGCCUCGAAUUAGUGACGUGACUCGUGGUGGACCAAAUGGAUGGAAUUUGAAACUGAGUUUACUUGAAGGUAUACCCGAAGUCAAUGAUAACGUACGAAGAAGGAGCAAAGAAAAGGAAAUUGAAAGCAAACCGAGGUCUGGGUUCCUGUUGAUAAAGUAUUUUAGCAAAUCAAAAGAGAAGCAAUCGUUUUGGAAAACUGCAUUGUUUGAUCGAUAUAAAAACUCAACUACGUCUGCAUCUACAUCUACACCAUUGAAUGAGAAAAGUGUAUUGGAGUAUCUCAAAUUUUAUAAAGAGUUGCUAGUUGAAGUCAGGGACAAGAAGAAGGUUGGGUUCCCCGUGGGAUUAACCGAUUACUGGGGUAGAGCAUUGGCUCACAAGUUAUUCACCACAACGGCAAGAACACCGGGAGUAACAAUGACCGCGGUGGUGAAAAACUCAGCGCUGUUUAAAAGCUACGAUCAACCAUUUCCCAUCAUUGGUGCUAUUGCUAAAGACCCCAUGGAUAAUGAUACAUCAAGCAAUGACCCAUUGCAAAAAAUGUCCAGUUUGAGUAGUUCAAUUUUUGAAAUCACCCCAUUUGAGUUUGGAUCUUGGGAUAAUUUAGUUGAUGCAUUUGUCAAUAUUGAAUAUUUGGGACUGCAUUUGAAGAAUGGUAAACCUUUGGAGCUAAGUGCGAGGAAUGAAACACGAUUAUGUAAAUCAGGGUUUGAUAAUGUUGGGUUCUUAACUGGUACUUCAUCUUCAUUGUUUAAUCACAUAUUCAAGUUUUUGUUCAAUUAUCUUGCUGAAAAUCAACUGGAGGUUACAUUAUCAAUUGAAAAUAUAUUGAAAUUUUUUGGAUUCAGUAAAGAGUAUAGUACCAAUAACAUUUUGCAACCACCACAAGCUUCUCAUCAUUAUCAUCAUCACCAUCACCCUGAUCAUGCAGUAUAUUCACCCAAUCCAUUUUGGAAAUUUGGUCAACUGAAUCGUCGUUUCUCGGAAUGCAAAGAAUUGUAUCUUGUUGAUGGAGGUGAUGAUGGACAAAACUUACCGUUCCAACCAUUGAUUAGAAUAGGUCGUAAAGUCGAUUUGAUCAUGGCUUACGAUAUGAGUGGAGAAGAUAUGAAUUAUCCUAAUGGGUCGGUAUUGCAAGAGACUAGUAAACGUUUUUCACAAACUGGUGGAGAUUCAACGCUGGGUUCUCAAUUGGCGCCCUUUUUCAAAUUGCCUAGUGUUGUGGCGUCUGAACUGAGAGAGGGAUCAGUUUUCAAAUCAAUAUUCCCCAAAGUUCCCACAACUGAGCAGUUGAUUGGGGAUGGAUUAAACCUACGACCUAUAUUUCUCGGAUGUGACAUAAUUGAAGAUUUUGAGACAAUGGAUGUGAAUGCAACUGACGAUAGAGCACUAUACAAUUUUGAUGAUGAUGGUUACCUACCGCCCAUAAUAAUGUACCAAGCAAACUCAAACUAUACCCAUCAACUGAACUUUUCCACAUUCAAGUUGAGCUAUAAUGAAACGGAAGUUGAUGCAAUUGUUGAUAAUGGAUUUCAAAUGGCUUCAUUUUAUAAUUCAUCAUUGUAUGCAGUGUGCUUGAAUUGUAUAAUUUUGAAACGAGAGUUUGAUAGGACACGAUUUGGGAUGCUGGCACGUACAAGUGGUUCAGUGAAAGUGCCUAAAUUUUGUCAAACUUGUUACAAGAUAUACUGCUGGAGAGGGUGA
Messenger RNA from Lodderomyces parapsilosis, 2241 nucleotides. It is a transcript of the gene SPO1, whose product is annotated as putative carboxylic ester hydrolase. Lineage: Eukaryota; Fungi; Ascomycota; Pichiomycetes; Serinales; Debaryomycetaceae. Gene Ontology annotation, cellular component: cytosol; intracellular membrane-bounded organelle; plasma membrane. The record is from RefSeq and is a predicted model, not a curated record. The coding region runs from base 1 to 2241 and encodes 746 amino acids. Gene Ontology annotation, biological process: glycerophospholipid catabolic process. The transcript is spliced from 2 exons. Gene Ontology annotation, molecular function: A2-type glycerophospholipase activity.